UGUGUACAUGCAUGGCAGAGUGUGUUUCCGGUAAAACCUGACUGUAGCUCAGUGCUCUGCCCUUUUCUCCUGGCUUUCAAUAGAUCAGCCACUCAUCUGAGAGUCCCAGCUCCCUCACCUGGUUCUCCAACUAACAAGCAGCGUAUCUUAAAUUGGUGGACAUGGCUUCUGUUUCGGGUCCAGCUCAGGCAGCCCCUGUUUCGGCGUCUCCUUUGCAAAGAGGAAUAGUGAAAAUGGUCUUGUCAGGAUGUGCCAUCAUUGUUCGGGGCCAGCCUCGAGGCGGCCCGCCCCCAGAGCGGCAGAUCAAUCUCAGCAACAUCCGAGCUGGGGCCAUUGCCCGCCGAGCAGCACAAGGACAGCCCGACACCAAGGACAUCCCAGAUGAGCCCUGGGCCUUCCAAGCCAGAGAGUUCCUGAGGAAGAAGCUAAUUGGAAAAGAAGUUUGCUUCACAGUGGAAAUCAAGACUGCUAUAGGCCGGGAGUAUGGCAUGGUCUACUUGGGCAAAGAUACUGCAGGUGAGAACAUUGCUGAAUCUUUGGUGAAUGAAGGCCUCGCAACAGUCCGAAGGGAAGGAAUCAGAGGAAACAAUCCAGAGCAGGCCAGACUGUGUGAACUGGAGGACCAAGCAAAGGCAUCCAAGAAAGGCAUGUGGAGCGAGGGAGGUGGCACGCACACUAUUCGUGACCUCAAGUACACCAUCGAAAAUCCGCGCAACUUUGUGGACUCUUCGCACCAGAAGCCUGUCAAUGCCAUCAUUGAACAUGUGCGAGACGGCAGCGUUGUUCGUGCCUUGCUGCUCCCAGACUAUUACCUAGUCACUGUUAUGCUGUCUGGUGUCAAGUGUCCCACGUUCAAGAGGGAAGCAGAUGGAACAGAAACACCUGAACCUUUUGCAGCAGAGGCCAAAUUCUUCACAGAGUCCCGUCUUCUGCAGCGAGAUGUUCAGAUCAUUCUAGAGAGCUGUCACAACCAGAUCAUACUGGGAACCAUCCUUCACCCGAAUGGGAACAUCACAGAGCUUCUGCUAAAGGAGGGAUUUGCUCGUUGUGUGGAUUGGUCCAUGGCUGUUUACACCCAGGGAGCUGAAAAACUCCGAGCUGCUGAGCGGUCUGCUAAAGAGCGCAAAGUGAGAAUCUGGAAAGAUUAUGUGGCACCUACAGCCAACUUGGACCAGAAGGACAGACAGUUUGUUGCCAAGGUGAUGCAGGUGAUCAAUGCUGAUGCCCUGGUGGUCAAACUCAACUCUGGAGAAUAUAAAACCAUCCACCUGUCCAGCAUUCGGCCCCCUAGGAACGAAGGAGAGGAGAAGAACAAGGACAAAGACAAACGAUUCCGUCCUCUGUAUGACAUCCCAUACAUGUUUGAGGCCCGGGAGUUCCUCAGGAAGAAGCUCAUUGGGAAAAAGGUCAACGUGACAGUGGACUACAUCAGGGCUGCCACCGGUCCUGGAGAAGGAACGCCCGCUUUCUCAGAGCGCACCUGUGCCACCGUGACAAUUGGAGGGAUUAACAUAGCUGAAGCUCUUGUCAGUAAAGGCCUCGCCACAGUCAUCAGAUACAGACAGGAUGAUGACCAGCGCUCCUCCCACUAUGAUGAGCUGCUCGCUGCAGAGGCACGGGCCAUCAAGAACGGAAAGGGGCUGCACAGCAAAAAGGAGGUCCCCAUCCACAGAGUGGCUGAUAUCUCAGGGGAAACACAGAAAGCCAAGCAGUUCCUCCCCUUCCUUCAGAGAGCUGGUCGGUCAGAAGCUGUUGUCGAAUACGUCUUUAGCGGUUCUCGUCUCAAGCUCUACAUGCCCAAAGAGACCUGCCUCAUCACGUUUCUCCUGGCUGGUAUCGAAUGUCCGCGUAGUUCCCGGAAUACGCCUGGUGGAGUGCAGGUGGCCGAACCUUUCAGCGAUGAAGCCAUGCUGUUCACAAAGGAGCUGGUAUUACAAAGAGAGGUUGAAGUUGAAGUGGAGAAUAUGGACAAAGCAGGGAACUUCAUUGGCUGGCUGCACAUCGAGGGUGUCAAUCUGUCUGUGGCACUGGUAGAAAACGCUCUGUCCAAGGUCCACUUCACCGCAGAACGCAGCGCCUACUACAAAGCGCUGGUCUCAGCAGAGGAUGCAUGCAGACAAAAGAAAGAGAAGAUCUGGGCUAACUAUGAGGAAAAGCCUGUGGAGGAGGUCGUGCAUCUGUCUGAGGAGAAGGAACGUGUGGCCAACUACAGACCAGUAUUUGUGACUGAAAUCGCAGACACCCUGCACUUCUAUGCCCAGGAUGUAGAGACAGGAGCCCAGUUGGAGAGUCUGAUGGAAACCAUGAGAGCCGAGAUCGCUGCCCAUCCACCUGUUGAAGGAUCCUACGCCGCACGGAGAGGGGAUUAUUGCCUAGCCAAGUUCGCUGAUGGUGAAUGGUACAGAGCCCGAGUGGAGAAAGUUGAGUCACCGGCAAAGGUUCACGUCUUCUACAUCGACUAUGGCAACAGAGAAGUUGUGUCAAGCACCCGUCUGGCUGCCAUGCCUCCUGCCUUCGGCACCAGGACCCUGCCAGCACAGGCCACAGAGUACACCUUUGCCUUCAUCCAGGUCCCACAGGACGAGGAUGCCCGUGCUGAUGUGGUGGACUGCGUGGUGCGCGACAUCCAGAACAGCCAGUGUCUACUGAACGUGGAGUACUCGGGUGCCACUUGUCCACACGUCACAAUACAGUUUGGAGACACCAAGGAUGAUGUCGGCCUGGGCUUGGUCAAAGAGGGCUUGGUCAUGGUGGACGUCCGCAAGGAGAAGCACCUGCAGAAAAUUGUGACGGAGUACCUUAACAGCCAAGAAUCUGCCAAGAGUGCCAGGCUCAACAUUUGGCGCUAUGGAGAUUUCCGUGCAGAUGACGCAGAUGAGUUUGGUUACCGCCGUUAAGGAGA
Messenger RNA from Cyprinodon variegatus (sheepshead minnow), 2902 nucleotides. It is a transcript of the gene snd1, whose product is annotated as staphylococcal nuclease and tudor domain containing 1. The coding region runs from base 162 to 2897 and encodes 911 amino acids. Gene Ontology annotation, biological process: regulatory ncRNA-mediated gene silencing; mRNA catabolic process. NCBI's taxonomy places the organism in Eukaryota, Metazoa, Chordata, Actinopteri, Cyprinodontiformes, Cyprinodontidae. The record is from RefSeq and is a predicted model, not a curated record. The transcript is spliced from 24 exons. Gene Ontology annotation, molecular function: RNA binding; nuclease activity. Gene Ontology annotation, cellular component: RISC complex; nucleus; cytosol.